AUGUGUACCAGGAAUUACAUUAACUUCCAGCUUCACUCGUCUUCAGUUGAAACAUGUGACUCCAACUCUUCAAAUGAAGAAGUUACAAAGCUGGAACAGGAUUAUACUUCUGAAUACUCAUACCCAUGUCGCUGGGAUCAACUUCCGUCAAACAAACAUAUCUUCGCCAAUUAUAACUUCCCAUCUAAAUUAAUCUACAAAAACUUGCAGCCUGAGUAUUGGUGGAGUCGGUAUUCAACUAGUUUGAAAGAUAAAUGUCUGAAGAAUCGUUGGUUGUCUUACACUGGGCAAUGUGAUGAAAGAUAUGACUUAACAGAGUAUCAACUGAUACGUGAAAUUAUCUGGGUCCUGCUUGGUGCCAGGGGGAGCUUUGUUAUGCAAUUAUGUGAAAACCAAAUGGUAGAUAUUUGUUGCAAACCACAUCUUGUAUCUGUUAGCCAUUUAUCUUAUAAUGCUCUUGAUUCAUUGCUGGGGAAGUUCGUUGAUUGGAAUAAUCAUAUACUAUUCAUCAGACUUGUAGUCCAUUUUGUAGUCAACAAAAUGGACUGCGUAUCUCAUGCUUGCGCCUUCUCUUUUGCCAGUUGCUUGAAUGGAUUUUUGUCUCAACUUGAUGAGUUCUUGCAUGAGAUGGAAAGUAAAAGCCGUAAUCCAGGCAUUUUCACUAUGAUCAGUCUGUAUCAUUGUUUGAUCCCUUGGUGUAACCGUGUUAAGAUAUUGUCGAAAAUCAUAAAAGAUGUCAUUAAAAACGACCUUGAUAACUUACGAGAAACAAGUACGAUCACAACUUUACUGGAUGCACUACAUCAUACCUCAGAUUACUAG
This is a messenger RNA of Schistosoma mattheei, 822 nucleotides long. The record is from the annotation of a GenBank genome assembly. Lineage: Eukaryota; Metazoa; Platyhelminthes; Trematoda; Strigeidida; Schistosomatidae.